AUGUCCCUCUGGAGCAUCGUGUCCCACAUGCCGCAGGAGGAGUUCAGCGGCAUCUCUGCGGAGUUUCCCCGGAGCCUGCGCUGUCUCCUGGCUGACUGGCUGGAGAACCAGCCCUGGGAGUUCAUCAAUGGCUCAGAUGCCUUCUGCACCAGCGUGGCCAACAGGAUGCUCUCAUCCAUGCUGGAGAAGCUCCACAGUGCUGCUGGCAGCGAUGGGCAGCAGUGCCAGAUCCUCCAGCAAGUCAGCAGCAUCGAGAACACCUACCGCCGGGACCCGUUGCGCGCCAUCCUGAGAGCCGUCCUCGAGGGCGAGAAGGCUGCGGUGCUCAAGCGGGACCACCACCUGCCCCUCAGCUUCCACCGGCGGCAGGAGGAGCUGAAGUUCAGCUUGGGGCUGCAGCGGCUGCAGCACCGUGUCAAUGAGAUCCAGGCGCUGCAGGAUGGCUCCGUGGGCAAGGGGCCAGGGCGGGAUGGUGCCGUGCAGAGUCCUGUGGCCAGCGCUGGUCCCCAGGAGCUGCCCACCCUCAUCCUGGAUGCUGUGAAGGACCUGGAGGCAAUGAAACAGCAGGUCCUUAAGAGAAUCCAGAUAUGGAAGAGGGAACAGCAGCUGGCAGGGAACGGAACUGUCUUUGAGGAGAACCUGGCACCGCUGCAGAAGAGGUGCGAGAGCCUGGUCGAGGUUCACUUCCAGCUGCAGCAGCAGGUGAUGGUGGCGAGCACAGAGCUGGGGCCUGAGCUGCUGCCCCAGCUCCUGGAGCGCUGCAAUGAGGUGUUGUCCAGCCUGGUCAAGAGCUCCUUUCUGGUGGAGAAGCAGCCCCCACAGGUGCUGAAGACUCAGACCAAGUUCCAGGCAAGCGUCCGGUUCCUACUGGGCCCCAGGCUGCUGAAGGCAGCACCCAAGCCCUACAUGGUGCGGGCUGACAUGGUGACAGAGAAGCAGGCACGGGAGCUGGAGCACAGCACCUACAGCAGUGCUCUCAGUGAGAGCACAGGGGAGAUCAUGCACAACGUGGUGGCCCUGGAGACCAACCCCACCAGUGGGAUCUGCUGUGCCAACUUCAAGAACGUGCUGCUGAAGAAGAUCAAACGCUGUGAGCGGAAAGGCUCUGAGUCGGUGACAGAGGAGAAAUGUGCCGUUCUGUUCAGCACCACUGUGGCCUUGACCCCCAGCAACAUCUCUGUCCACCUCCAGGUUCUGUCUCUACCCAUUGUGGUCAUUGUCCACGGGAACCAGGACAACAACGCCAAAGCCACCGUGCUGUGGGAUAACGCCUUCUCCGAGAUUGAGCGGGUGCCCUUUGUGGUGGCUGAGCGGGUGCCCUGGGAAAAGAUGUGUGACACCCUGAACCGUAAGUUCAUGGCGGAGGUACAAACCACCACAGGACUCCUCAAGGACCACUACUUCUUCCUGGCCCAGAAGAUCUUCAAUGACCACAGUGCCAGCCUCAAGGACUUCCAGAGCCGCAGUGUCUCCUGGGCCCAGUUCAACAAGGAGAUGCUCCCUGGUCGGGGAUUCACCUUCUGGCAGUGGUUUGAUGGAGUCCUUGACCUCACCAAGAGAUGCCUCAAAAGUUACUGGUCGGACAGGCUCAUCAUUGGCUUCAUCAGCAAGCAGUAUGUCUGCAAACUGCUGAGCACAGCGCCGGAUGGGACCUUCCUGCUCCGCUUCAGCGACUCAGAGAUUGGGGGCAUCACCAUCGCUUACGUCACCCAGAGCAAGGACGGCUCCAGCCAGGUGGAGAACAUCCAGCCCUUCUCUGCCAAGGACCUGUCAAUCCGCUCCCUCGGUGACCGCAUCCGGGACCUGGGGCAGCUCCGCAACCUGUACCCCAACAUCCCCAAGGAUCAGGCAUUCGGGAGUCACUACAACAAAGAGCAGACAGGCAAGGAUGGACGUGGCUACGUUUCCACUGCCAUCAAGAUGACGGUGGAAAGCGAAAGGGACCAGCAGCCCUCAACCACCAUGGGGGGCCCCUCCGAGCCCCCCCAGGCGCCGAUGUGCAUCCUGCCCAUGCUGCAGCCCAAGCUGCACCCUGAGAGCCUGCAGCCAGUGCGAAGCCCCAUCUGUACCCCCACUCACUUCUACCCCCAGACCGUCCCCACUGGCUACCCCACACCCAACAGCAACAUCAACAUGAUGGUUCCCAGCAACCGCACCCCCUCCUUCCCCAGGCCCUUCAUGCCCAGCCAGUACAUGCCUGGAGAGCCCUCGCAGCUGCUGCCCGGGGGUCCCUCAUCAGAGGUGCAGGAUGAAGAGAUGGCUGAGCUGCCCUCGUUUCCCAUAGUGGACGCAUCAAUGCCGAGCUCUCCGCAGUGGCCUUUGCCCAGCAUGGAGCUGCCGUCCAGCUCAGACAUUGACCAGUUCCUGCAGGAUGUGUCCUUGGAGAACCCCAUGCUGUUGCCCUCCUUUCCACCUACCCUGCAGCGCAGUGGGUACCCCAACUCCAACCCCUCUUGCUGGGAGCUGGGGGAGACACGGUGGGAUGACAGCGUCCGGCCGGGACACAC
Molecule: messenger RNA, 2507 nt
Organism: Acanthisitta chloris (rifleman)
Lineage: Eukaryota; Metazoa; Chordata; Aves; Passeriformes; Acanthisittidae
Gene: STAT6
Product: signal transducer and activator of transcription 6, interleukin-4 induced
Biological process (GO): cell surface receptor signaling pathway via JAK-STAT; regulation of cell population proliferation; cytokine-mediated signaling pathway
Molecular function (GO): RNA polymerase II cis-regulatory region sequence-specific DNA binding; DNA-binding transcription factor activity, RNA polymerase II-specific
Source: RefSeq, a predicted model, not a curated record